This is a messenger RNA of Bufo bufo (common toad), 1794 nucleotides long. It is a transcript of the gene MAT1A, whose product is annotated as methionine adenosyltransferase 1A. The record is from RefSeq and is a predicted model, not a curated record. Gene Ontology annotation, cellular component: cytosol. Gene Ontology annotation, biological process: S-adenosylmethionine biosynthetic process. Bases 199 to 1389 code for a protein of 396 amino acids. NCBI's taxonomy places the organism in Eukaryota, Metazoa, Chordata, Amphibia, Anura, Bufonidae. Gene Ontology annotation, molecular function: ATP binding; methionine adenosyltransferase activity. The transcript has 9 exons.
AACUGACAGCUAAACCGUGACACGGGGAUAGGCGGGUGCAGUGUUAAACACACACAGUCACUGUGUAACUGAGCUACUAGCAGUAAGAAGAUCUAGCAGCCUUGCUCAGUUAAAAAAAAACAUCAGCUGUCAGGUCUACACAAGUACUCCGAAGACUUUUUUAUUUUUUUUCAAAUCAUCUUCAGACGAACGCAAACCAUGAAUGGACCAGUAGAAGGUUUAGCUGACCACCAUAUGGAUGAUGUUGGAUCUUUUAUGUUUACUUCAGAGUCUGUGGGAGAAGGACAUCCUGACAAGAUCUGUGAUCAGAUAAGUGAUGCUGUUCUAGAUGCCCAUUUGAAGCAAGAUCCUGAUGCCAAGGUUGCAUGUGAAACAGUCUGCAAAACUGGCAUGGUUCUGCUUUGUGGGGAAAUAACAUCUAGAGCAGUUGUGGAUUAUCAGAAUGUUGUUCGCGACACCAUUAGGUACAUUGGCUAUGAUGAUUCUGAAAAAGGUUUUGACUAUAAAACCUGCAAUGUUCUGGUAGCUCUGGAACAACAAUCUCCUGAUAUUGCACAAGGUGUUCACUUAGACCGUAAAGAGGAAGAUGUUGGGGCUGGUGAUCAGGGAUUGAUGUUUGGUUAUGCCACCGAUGAGACAGAAGAGUGCAUGCCUUUGACUAUUGUGCUUGCACACAAACUAAAUGCAAAGCUAGCAGAAUUAAGACGGAAUGGUCAUCUUCCUUGGCUUAGACCAGAUUCCAAAACACAGGUUACAGUGAAGUACAUUCAGAAGAAUGGUGGUGUUAUUCCGGUCCGGGUACAUACUAUUGUGAUAUCAGUGCAGCAUGACGAGACCAUCUCUUUGAGUGACAUGCAGGAUGCCUUAAAGGAAAAAGUUAUAAAGACUGUUGUUCCUGCCAAGUACCUGGAUGAGAAGACAAUAUACCAUUUACAGCCAAGUGGCCGCUUUGUCAUUGGUGGUCCUCAGGGUGAUGCUGGUGUCACAGGUCGUAAAAUUAUUGUAGAUACAUAUGGCGGAUGGGGCGCCCACGGUGGAGGAGCUUUUUCAGGGAAAGACUAUACAAAAGUAGAUCGUUCUGCUGCCUAUGCUGCUCGCUGGGUUGCUAAAUCUUUGGUGCAUGCCAAGCUCUGCCAACGUGUCUUGGUUCAGGUGUCUUAUGCCAUUGGUGUGGCUUACCCUUUAUCAGUUUCACUGUUCACUUAUGGGACCUCUGAAAAAACUGAGAAAGAGCUGUUGGACAUUGUCAAUAAGAACUUUGAUCUGAGACCUGGAGUCAUUGUCAGGGAUCUUGAUUUGAAGAAGCCAAUAUACCAGAGCACAGCAUGUUAUGGCCAUUUUGGCAGAGAUGGAUUUCCCUGGGAAGUUCCAAAGGAAUUGGUGUUUUAACCAGAGAUAAAAGAAAAUAUAUUAUUGUGUAGGACUUAGGACAACAUAGGACAACAUUCUUCUUCUGGAAUUCCGACUUAACCAUUACUUAACUGUCAUGAUGACAUUGUGGAAAAUACCAUUAGGCAACAGCAGUGAAUAGAAAGCAAAAAGUUGAAAGCCAAGUGCAAGCAGAUAUUUUCUAUAUUAACUCACACUCUACUGUGCUGCGAAAUUAGCUUUUCUAUUAUCUGCUUACAUGUAGCUAAUGCUCAGUGCAUAGAUUUAGCCACUUUAUAUGAUGACGUAAUAAUGGUUCAUUUUGAGUCUUCUAUACAAGACUUUAAAAAUGUCUGAGAAAAUGAUGCAUGUUACAAAUUGUAAAAUAAUCGUGAAAAAUGUAAAACUAAUGAAAUUUACAGCUUU